This is a messenger RNA of Gymnodraco acuticeps, 4743 nucleotides long. RefSeq names its product RNA-binding protein 4-like. Gene Ontology annotation, molecular function: mRNA binding. The record is from RefSeq and is a predicted model, not a curated record. Gene Ontology annotation, cellular component: cytosol. NCBI's taxonomy places the organism in Eukaryota, Metazoa, Chordata, Actinopteri, Perciformes, Bathydraconidae. The transcript is spliced from 8 exons. The coding region runs from base 89 to 1699 and encodes 536 amino acids.
GGCUUCAUCCCCAUCUUGCGCAAACCUGAUGAAACUGCGCCCUAAUGGCUGCAAGCGCACCUAAAGAAACCGGAGCCGGAAGUGACGUAUGAAAUAUCGGUUAGAGCUCCAGCGCCGCGUUGGAUGCCUGGUUGAUACAGAGAUGAGCGGUGACAAUGUGAAGUUGUUUGUGGGGAACCUUCCUUUAGAUGCAACUCACGACGAGCUGACCAAGCUUUUUUCUCCGUUUGGAGAGAUCAACACCUGCUCUUUGCUCAGACAGUAUGCCUUUGUUACCCUGAAGGGAGAGGGGGCAGCAGACAGGGCCAUACGAAAUCUUGAUGGCAAAGAGUACAGGGGGCGGCCCUUGGUGGUCGAGGAGUCACGUGCACGUCCACCCAACUCCACCAAAGUGUUUGUGGGGAACCUCGCUGCAACAUGUUCAGCAGAUGACCUGCACGGGUUGUUCUCAACCUACGGAAGAGUACUAGACUGUGACAAAGUUAAAGCCAGAUUAUGCUCAAAUGUUGGCUAUGCAUUUGUGCACAUGGAGAGGAAGGAGGAGGCGCUGGUAGCUAUUGAAGGACUCAACGGGACCAAUUACAAGGGCCGUCAGUUGGCUGUAGAACUGUCCAAAGCCCAACCUUUGAUCAACCAGCUUGCAAUGGCUGGAAAUAACCACGGUGGAUCAGGAAGGGACGGUCUUCUUCCACGACCGCCUCCAUCACUAGAGCACCACCAGAGUCAAGCAGCUGUUCUAGCAGCAGCUGCAGCAGCCGCAGCUGGACUCCCAAUACAAGUUCAACAAAGUGUCCAUAACUCAUUCUACAACACCACAACCUUUGACCCCACCUACGCUGCCUUGAAGGGCAUUACCAGCGCUAACGGUGCAGAUGGGGUGAUCUAUGAUGCUCUUGCCAGCCAGGUAUAUGGAACUGUUGCGGACCAGGUGUACAAAGAUAUGUCCAAUCACAAUUCUGCUGCCGUAGCCCCUGUUACAGAAGCAGACUCACAGAACGGGCCAGACCCCACAACGCUUUUCGAGGCAGCAAGAGCAAAGUUCUUUCAGGAGGGACAGAAGGUUCUGGCAGAGCAGCAGAUAGGGAGAAAGGGAGCAGAGAAUGAGCGGGACCGCAGCCCAAUCAGAGGGAAUCGAGCCCCCCUUCUCCCAGACCCCGUCCCUGGUUCCUUCGGUCAGAUACGGCAGAAGCGCCGCGCCCUGCUGCCGACUCCCCCCGGAGCCCCUGAAGAGUCCCCGGCUGCCACCAACACCCCUGAAGGGUCAGAUCCUGUAGCUAGGUCGUACGAAGAGUACUACCAGCAACUGCAUCAGUACCAACAGUAUCAGCAGUACCAGCAGCAGCAACAGUACCAGUACCUCCAGUAUGCCUACACCAACCCUCCUCCUCCUCCACCACCUCCACCGGCCACCACACAGGCCUCCACCACAGCCCCUGCACCCCCAGGGACGUACUCUGCGCCCCCAACGUACGCGGCACCGGGGGCCUACCCACCGCCGGGAACAUAUGACGCGUCGGGAGGUUACGCUGCCCCCCCAGGGAGCUAUGACGCGUCUGGAGGCUACGGCCCACCGGGAGCUUACGCUGCAGCGGGAAGCUACUCCACAUCCACACCGUAUGAGCAGACAGCCGCACACGGGCAACCCAUGCCCCAGCGCCAUGAUUACCCUUACCACACGCCAGAACCCCCUUAUCGAUAGUCCCACUCCCAUACACUUCUUCCACACUGCAGAUGUGUGUGUGUGUGUGUGUGUGUGUGCGCGUGUGUGUGUGUGUGUGUGUGUGCAUGUGUAUCUACAUAAGGGACAGUUUAAAAAGGAAAAUCAGAGAGGGAGCAAGGUUGUAAUUCGAAUGUAAUUCAGAUCUAAAGCAUUUUCUCCAUCGUUUCUCUAGUCGGUCCGUCAGUUGAUUGGUUGUGUGGUUAACUUACAGAGGGACAGCUUAUAUUUGAACACUGCCAAGCGAUCGGGUUGUGUGAGAUGCUAUAGAGGCACAGUUGGUUUCUUGUUGGAUGUUUAAGAAGCUUAAGCGUUUCAUGGGACAAAGUGGAGUGGAGUCCAGGGUAGAUCUCGUUGGAGAAGCUUUUUUGUUUUUACAGAAUCGAGGCCUUUUAAUAUAAUUUACACAAACAUGUACACCAAAAAGGGGCAGUCCAUAAGCCAUGCAAAGUCAUAGUUUCAAGUAGGGAAAACACUGAUAAAUUGUGAUGGAGAAUGUUUGUCUUUAGUUUCAGGCUGGUUUCACAGUAAGGACAGGUUUAGUGCUCGUCAAGCAAUCCCAAGUAAAGAUGUUGAAUUUUUUAUUUUAGCUCAUGGAAAUCUUCAUAAAUAUCCACAACUCUUAAAUUGACAAAUGAAAUUGAUUGUUCAAAAGUCACUAAGAGUCUUGUGCAACCCUUGAUGAUUUUGUGAUUGCAUUUAGCCCGCUGGCAUUGAAAGUCUUCUUGAGGCUUCGAGUGUGUGCUGAGAGGUUACAGAUUACAUUUGCAGUCAACACAGGCCUUCCUUUUUAAUUGGCACAGUUUGCCUGACUUAAGAUCAAUAUAACCACUCUAGUUAUUCUUGUGAAGCUUUGUAGGUACAAGAGAUGGCAAAGUUUGACCCUGACUUUGACAACUACAAGAUAAAAAAACUUUGGAUGUAACAAUUUCAGCGAUUGACAUCACCUGGGUGUUCUCUUGGAUAGGUUUUCCACAGUUUAGGCCUAGCCCAGGCUUUUUAGAAGUCUACACCCUCAGGAGUUAAAUGCAUGUAUCCUGUCAGGGUUUGACACCAAAACAUUAGAAAAUAAUAUCUAAAUAUGUUUCUAGUCCUUAACAUUAUUCAGGUAAUACUCAGUUAAACCCUCACACGAGGCGUUGUGUUCAGUACAUAUUUAAAUUUGUAAAGGCCAGAAUUACAGCAAGCUUUGAUUGGCUGACGAUGGAUAUGAGCAUUAUCAAUUCUAUAAUUCCUGAUUGGUUUCUAACUUUUAAUGUUAUAAACUUUUUUUCCCAAUAUCAUCAGCUUGGUAGUUUUCAUACAUAGAAAUUCACAAUUUGGUACUUUUGUAAAUACAUACAACUUUGUUUUAAGUGGAAGGGGUAAAGCCAACUAGCAUUUGGUUGAUUGGUAAGAAUAUUGACUAUUUAUAUUUGAGAUAAAAUGAUUGUAUUUCUAAACCAGUUGGAAUAGUGAAUAGACGUGGUGAAGGAAGACCGCUGAGUUGUGUUAGUCAGUUCAAAAGGACUGAAACCUAAAGCAUUACGGUUAUCCGAUUACAGUCCUGAUUGGUAUUCGGCCGUUGUGGCUUGUGAGUGUAUAACUAAUUGCGCUCCAAGAUCAGACAUUGCAUACAAUUAGAAAUGAUUUGAUACGCCUAUAAUGCGUUGUCAUGUUGCUGAAGUGACUCGUGUGGGUUAUUGACAGUGGACAGUGUUGGUGCUGCAGGUAAACGCAAGGGUUGUUUUGGAUUUAGUAAAGGCCACUGAUUUGACUGAGCAGCAGUGAGAAGGGGCCGCGUCCCUUUCCCUUUCCCCCUUCUGAUCUCACCAGAAACACACACCUCAUUUUGAAACUAGGAGUACUGGCUUUCUCUGCAUUCUUACCACACUACACAACUUCACACUUGUAUUUAGAUGCAUUUAAAAUGGGUUCAUAGCAUUUUACUCAUGUAAAGCAGGCCACACGUGCAAAUGAUACUAAUGCACACCUGUUUGCAGCUGUAUGUCAUGUGACUUGGAGUAGAACGGUUUGUGAUUGUACCACACACUCAUUUCUUUAUCGCCACCUGACUUGGUAGUGCUGUGUUAGGUUUAAGUGACACAUAGCCUCUCUAAAUGUCCACAUAAUUCCACCAAUCUCCAUGUGAACUGUUAGUUGCAUGCCUUGUUGUUGCUGCUGCUCCAGCCACCUUCUUCCUCUUGCUGAUUAUUGCAGCUAGAGUGGGAGGGAGCCAAACUGAGCCCUUGCCCCGGACGUACGCCACACGCAGCUGUAGCGUGGGAUGGGAAAAACAGCAGCGUUAGGCCUGAAACUGCUGUGGACGAUGGGGUGUCCCCCCACUAAGGUAAACACUCAGACCACACACUCCUGUCCCUCCCCGAAAACACACAAACACACACACGCACACAUACAGAAACAUCUUUGUCCAUACUUUUACCUUGCCUGUCUUCAGGGAGUUUUGUUUGUCAGGAUUUCAGAUUUUUGGAAAUGGAUCUCCCCCAUCCUUUUUUAAUAGGAGAUUACCUUUUUUCCUGCUUUUGAUAUCCCUGAUCAUAUCACUGCUUUAGGAUACUAUGCUCAUACAUUCCUGCUCCCGACAUACUGACCGCUCACACACAGCAGAUUUGGAGGACACGUUAACCAUCUUUUAGUCUAAAUCUGAAGCAGGCAUGUCGUCAGUACAUCCUGAAUAUAACAGCCUGUCAUUGAACUACCAGGCAAUCACAGCCAGAGCUGGACGCGGGACAUUUAGGUAGGAUGGGUUGUUUUUGUAAAUGUGCCCCUGCGGCCACUUUGGGGUUAAGUGCCUUGCGUAAGAGCACAUAGGUAAGCCCUUCAUUUCAGAGUUGAAUAACCUGGCUCAGGAUCGGUUGCUGGUUCAACGCUCAACUCCCCCCUCUCCCCUAAAACAACGAUUUUUGAUGCCACAUUCAACUUGUAUGAAUGACAAUGAACACAGAUAUUAUCAUUUUGUUUUAAAUUACAUUUUGUCCUUAUGUUCUUGGAAAUGUUUAAUUAUCAAUAAAUACAUUUGAACUGAA